Molecule: messenger RNA, 491 nt
Organism: Dentiscutata erythropus
Lineage: Eukaryota; Fungi; Glomeromycota; Glomeromycetes; Diversisporales; Gigasporaceae
Source: the annotation of a GenBank genome assembly
AUGUGGUUUGACAUGCCAAGAAAUUUGACACUUGAGUUUGAAGGUGUUCGCGAAGUGCUAAUUAAAACUACAGGAAGUAACAAAGUACGAUUUACUGUGGUUCUAGAAUAUACAGCUUCUGGUGACAAACUUCUACCAACUGUUAUUAGAGCGAGACCAAAUGGCUUUUUUAAAAAUAAAGGUGCAAUUUUUGUCGACAAUCAUCGUAGCUAUACCCAUGAUGAUGUAGUUAAAGCAUUGAAUUCUGAGGGUUUGGAUGUUUUAGAGAUACUCGGUGGGAUGACUAGUGUUUUGCAGCCACCUGAUGUCUCAGAAAUCAGUAAAGAAGUUUUGAUCAAAUCUUUUGAAUCGACUAGACUCACUCUAAACCCUGAUGGUAGUGAAAACAAUAAAAUAUCAUAUCGUUUACAAGCAAUUGUUAGAGACCGGAUGAAUGAGAUUGAUGAGUUAUCAAGUGAAGAAAGGGAUAAAAAUAUGAUGAAUAUAGAUGU